Molecule: messenger RNA, 2640 nt
Organism: Colius striatus (speckled mousebird)
Lineage: Eukaryota; Metazoa; Chordata; Aves; Coliiformes; Coliidae
Exons: 20
Coding region: 1-2640 (879 amino acids)
Source: RefSeq, a predicted model, not a curated record
AUGAGUUCAGAAUGCUUGGGGAACAUUUUGCGUAUAAUUGUGAGCACAGAAUACUUUAAGGACCAGUACUUAUCUUUUUCUGUUGUUGAUAAAUCAGGCAUAGCCUGGGAGCUAACUGAGACUAUGGCAUCACAGUGUGGCUAUACAGUAACUUACAGCAAUUGGAGUAACAUCGAGUUCCGUGCUUCAGUUCUAAGCUGCCAUUCUCACUUAGAGAAAGAUGUGUUUGUAGUAACUAUACAAAUCAAAGCAUCUCAUACUCAUGAUAUGAAGAAUGCUACAAUCCAUCUGAAAAGUGCAAGCUGCUAUUAUGGUCCAUGGAGUCCAAGAGAGUUACUAUGUGAAAGUAAUUACAUGGAGGUUUCUGUCAGGAGGGAGGUUCCACAGACUAUAAAAGGCUUAACUCAAGAUGAACUUGAUGACUGGACUCUCACCUUUCCAGAGACGAAAAGAGAAGAAGCCUCAAUAUGGCAAAUAGUGUUUCAUCAGCCAGAAGAAAAAAAGGCUCUGCUUGUGAGAGAUGCUUGGAGUGCAGGCUACGGAUUCAACACCACAGACACCAGAGUUCUGCUGCGAAUUCCAUACACUGCCACACAAAUUCAGCUGUUUGAGGAUCAGGGAAUUAUAUUAUCUGCAGUGAGAUCAAGCACAUUUUACAGACAGAGAUGGAUGAUCCUGAUGGUGGAUACCACUGUGGCAUGUCCUUUAGAUGGUGUAAAUUACACGGACAAAACUAUUAUCUGGACUGUUCCAAAAUACAUUCAACCACUAUCUACUGGAGCAACUAGCUUUAAGGAUGUGCUUGUUGAGGCUGGUGUGGAUCUGCAUAGACUCUCUGCCAAAGAAAUGGCUUCCAGGAAAUAUGUGUUAUUGAAUAACUUAAAUGCAAUCACAAUGGAGAUACCAAUAGGUGCUGAAGGUGGCUAUUACAAGACUUCUGUGAGCAGUGGACACCAUGGGGCAAAAUAUACCAUCAACCUGUUCUUGGAACAUCAGUGGGAAGAUAACAAAUGGGGACUAACCAAAAAUACUAUUAUAAAGGAAAUAGAAACACCAUUUGAACAAGUAGAAAUUACUAUAACCAACAACUCAAAUAUGAGUGCAAGGUUGAUGAAUGUGACAGUGGGGACAUUUCUCUCGGAUGUGGAGCUUGUGGACUUAACCAUUGACAAGGAAACUGUUGCUGUAGCUCAAGCUGUCCAGUAUGGCUAUCUAACAUACCAGGUCAGAUAUGCUAAUGGAAGCAAAGCCUACGUAAUACAAGUCCCACUUGAUGCACCAAGCAUUAAGAAAGAGUACAUGAGAGCAGACAUGAGAGCAUACACCCUGAAUGUCACACUUGCCUUUAUAAUCCAUCCAACAAAUGAGACCUUCACUGUCCCUGUCCUAACAGUGUCAACUGUUAAAGAUGCAGUGUUGCCAAGUGCAAGAGGAUUUUGUGAUGAGAGGAACCUUCAUCUUGUUGUCACCCGUGGGAACGUGGACCAAAACUGGUUACCUUUCAUCUCAGACUACCACCUGACCCCAGAGGCUGCACAGAAGCACAGUUACAGCCUGAGCGACAAUGGCACUCACUUGGCAAUCUCUGUCCCUUUCCUUUCUUCCCAUGUGAACUAUGAGGAUUUUCAUACCUCUGGAAUAAAGACUUCACUCCACCUAACCUUAAAGGAUGGUGUCACCUUGGCUAAUAGAAGAGACUUCUCGGUUUCCUGCAGAUUCUCACCUUCAGAGCUAAUACAGUGCCUUCCCAAUGGCACUGUGGUUAUUACAGCAGUAAAACUGGUUGGAAUUGCAGACCUAGACACCAGCUUGCUUGUCUUGAGAGACAGACGAUGCAAACCUCAACUAGUGACAGAAAAGACUGCAACCUUCAAGUUCAAUGUGAACACUUGUGGAACAAGCAGAAAGUUCAAUAGCACGACUAUGACAUAUGAGAAUGAUGUGCUCUAUUUCAGACUUGGUAAUGGUACACCAGUAUAUCAACUGAAAUUUGUAUGCUGGUAUGCAAUCAAGCAGACUGUUGAUGUCCAAUAUGAAUCUAAGAAGAACCCUGUACCCAGUGUAAAGCCAGGAUUUGGCUCUCUUGCUCUUUCAUUAAAGCUUUUCAAAGAGAAAUCCUAUUUGGACCGCUACCAGGAUUCAGAGUAUCCUGUGGUAAAGUACCUGAGGGAGGCACUAUAUUUUCAAGUUGAACUUAUCCAGCCUAAAGAUGCAAGACUGGAACUAAACCUGGAUAACUGUUGGGCUACAAAGUCUCCAAGCCAAGACAGCCUUCCCCAGUGGCCCAUCCUUACAAAUGGGUGUGAAAACAGGGAAGACUCUUACAGAACUGUCUUCCACAAAGUUAAUUAUAGCCUCAAAGUAAAAUUUCCUCAGCAUCUAAAGAGAUUUGAAGUGAGGAUGUUCACCUUUGUACAAGGCACAACUUUGUUACAAGAGCAGCUGUAUUUCCACUGCAGUGUGGUGAUCUGCAGUACUAUGCAACAGCCUUCAGACUUCCUUUGUCCAAGGAGAUGCAGCCCUGGGAAACACACACUUGACCACAGCACAGAACCACAUCCACAUGGGCAAGCAUCAUCUGGAGCAGUGCUUGUCAAGAAGAAAAAACUUCUCUCUAUAGGUGAAUAUGCUGACUUUUGA